AUGCAAAAAGAUUGCACGAAAAUUGGACCCUCUGUACCGAAAGUUGAGGUUGUUGAAAAAGUGCGAGUCAAAGAGCUAAGUUCUGCGCCUGACACCGCAAUCGAGGCUGUGGUUGUUGCUCAUGAUGACCACUGGCAGGGACAGCCAGCGCCGUUGAGUGAAAAAUUGAUUCAAACUUGGCGGCGGUUUUACGAAAAGUCGAUUUUCCUUUCGGUCAUUGUGGCCUUGUAG
Opisthorchis viverrini is the source of this 231-nucleotide messenger RNA. RefSeq lists its product as hypothetical. The transcript has a single exon. NCBI's taxonomy places the organism in Eukaryota, Metazoa, Platyhelminthes, Trematoda, Opisthorchiida, Opisthorchiidae. The record is from RefSeq and is a predicted model, not a curated record. Bases 1 to 231 code for a protein of 76 amino acids.